UGCACGCCAAAAGGAUUUUCACAGCGUAGUACGUGCGUCAACGGUAACGAACUCUGCAUCAUGGCUUCAUUGAAACCUAGAAGGAGGAUGCCAAGUAGAUGCUGCUCUUGUUGGUUGAAGAUUUGGCGCGUCGUUCAGCAAGACAUUCUACUUUUCCUCAUAAUAAUCGGCGUGUUAGUCGGGUUUAUUGUUGGGGCCGCCGCGAAUCCUUCCGUCAAUGACAUCGUGGAUCCCGAGAAGAAGGCGACGACCAUAAUGUUGAUUGGUUUCCCUGGCGAACUCUUCAUGAAUAUGUUGAAGUUAUUGAUUCUGCCUCUGAUCGUGGCAAGUUUGAUUUGCGCGCUUGCCACGUUGGAUUCCAAGGCCACGGGAAAGAUCGGAAGACGCACAGUUUUGUACUACCUUUCCACUACUCUUCUGGCUGUUAUCCUUGGCAUCGUUCUUGUAGUAAGCAUUCGACCGGGUGAAUCAGGGAACAAGCAGGCUAAGGAACAGAAAGAAAUCAGUGGCCCGCAUCGAAACUUGGAUUCAUUCCUCGAUUUGAUAAGGAGCUGCUUCCCCAAGAACAUAGUUGAGGCUACCUUCCGUCAGAAAAAUACAAAGUACAAGUCGAUUUCGGCAAAAAUCGAGUCCUACAACAAGACGGUCGAUGUGAGUACACUCGACCCAAGUGAUAACAUAACAGUGUACAACAACGGAACCCACAACUACACCACAAUCACCAAAGUGAUCUACCCAGCAUCAGACACCAUCCCGAAUGGUCAGCGGAUUGCUAACGAGGGAGGAAUGAAUGUUCUUGGUCUGGUGAUGUUUUCAAUUGUGUUUGGCAUCGUUCUGGGAAGAAUGGGUGAGAAAGGAUUGCCCUUGAAAGCGUUCUUUGAGACUUUAAACGAAGUUGUGAUGAAGAUGGUGGCUCUGGUGAUGUGGUACUCGCCAAUAGGGAUUUGCAGCAUGAUCGCAGCUAAAUUGGCGGCCAUGACUGACAUAUUAGACGAGCUGAAGCUCUUAGGAAUGUUUAUGGUGACAGUCAUCGUUGGAUUGAUGAUCCACGCCCUGGUUGUGCUUCCAAUUAUUUUCUUCGCCAUAACCCGUAAAAACCCAUACAGGUUCAUGAAGGGCCUGCGCGAGGCAAUGGUGACAGCUUUCGGUACAGACUCGAGCUCUGCUACUUUACCAAUUACCAUACGCUGCGUUGAAGAAAAGAACGCUGUUGAUCGACGUAUAAGUCGCUUCGUUUUACCCCUUGGUGCAACCGUCAACAUGGACGGAACAGCAUUGUACGAAGGUGUCAGUGCCAUUUGGAUAGCGCAGCUGAACCGCAUUCCACUCGCGCCAGGACAGAUUGUCACAACUGUUAUGACAGCUACUGCAGCAGCUAUCGGGGCGGCUGGAAUUCCAUCAGCUGGUCUGGUUACCAUGAUAAUUGUUCUUCAAGCUGUCAAUCUACCAACAGAAGACAUUGGACUUAUUCUUGCUAUCGAUUGGUUCUUGGAUCGUUUCCGCACAUGUGUCAACGUCAUGGGAGAUGCACUGGGCUCUGGAAUCGUGGAUCACUUGUCUCGUGACGACAUCAUGUUUUCAGAUCAGCUGGACGCAAACGAGGAUACACCGCUGAAACAUAACGGCGGCGCGCUGGACGGAGACGUUGACGAAGAGGACGAAGAGGAUGACGACCCCAUGAAAAUGACGAGUGUUUAAAACCAAAAUGGUUACAGCACCUUAAAGUUUCAUUACAUCAAAUAUUACAAGUAGUUUAGUUUGGUUUUGUUUGGCAUAAGGAAAACUCACAAUGUAGCAGUAACCGUGGCUUCAGCGAGCAGUUGUCGUAAUCCCACUCUACAUUUCAAGUUGCAGAGUCAGCUCAGAUAAUCGAAUUACUCCCCGUAACUCUGUUUAUCCAGAAACCAGUUGCCCCGCUCAGGGCGAAGGGUGUACAGUCCCCAUACCGCCCUAAAGAUCGCAGUUCCUAAUUAUGUCCCCAGGAACCCUCUCAUUUCACACGUAUGAAGCCCUUUUGUAAAUACAACUAUUGCACGCUCUUAGACUUUAUACUGGCAAUCAGUACCAGAGGCAGCAAUUAUUAAAAUGCAGUCAGUGAAUCUAUACACUGAAGUAAAUGUAGCUUAUGCCAGAUGGUUCGAAGUGACCACAUCAAAGUGCAGGUUGAUAAGUAUUAAGAAAAAUUGGAUGCUCAAAGCUAAUAUAAAUGAGAGCACAUAUCUUUCAAAAGAUAGCAUCUUGAUGCAACAAUGAGCCUGCUUGACCGGUGGAUUUGUCAACGCUUUGAGUCAUAGGCGGAGCUAGUUUCUGGCCCCUUAUUUGGCCUCAAACCUAUUCCCUUCAAAACUUUAAAGUGCAGUCGAAACCAACUGGAAUUUCCACCACUUAUUUCCUUGUUUUCUCUGAAAUGUAUGUUUAU
Pocillopora verrucosa is the source of this 2419-nucleotide messenger RNA. RefSeq names its product excitatory amino acid transporter. Gene Ontology annotation, biological process: L-glutamate transmembrane transport. NCBI's taxonomy places the organism in Eukaryota, Metazoa, Cnidaria, Anthozoa, Scleractinia, Pocilloporidae. The record is from RefSeq and is a predicted model, not a curated record. Gene Ontology annotation, cellular component: plasma membrane. Gene Ontology annotation, molecular function: neutral L-amino acid transmembrane transporter activity; L-glutamate transmembrane transporter activity; glutamate:sodium symporter activity.